Conger conger (European conger) is the source of this 6133-nucleotide messenger RNA. Its product is annotated as ataxin-7-like. NCBI's taxonomy places the organism in Eukaryota, Metazoa, Chordata, Actinopteri, Anguilliformes, Congridae. The coding region runs from base 170 to 2482 and encodes 770 amino acids. The record is from RefSeq and is a predicted model, not a curated record. The transcript is spliced from 13 exons.
ACCUGGUAGAGAUCUCAGAGAGUGAACACUGCUUCAGUUAGGUCUUCAUUCACGAUAUCUGUCAGCCAUUGAAUCUCAGCCAUAUUCAGAACAUUUGAACCUGCGAGGGCUUAGCCAUCAUUAUUUAUAAAUAGGUCCUGCAAUCAGGAGGUGAUCCAUCAGAGGAUUAAUGGAAAAAGACGUUAAACAGAGAGAGAAAGCAAGAGCCUUUGUCUGGGGUGGACAAAGAGCGGAAAGAAUGUCGGAAAGGGCCGAAGAUGACGUCAGAGCGGAGCAGCGCAAAGCGACCAGGCAACCAAAGCAGCAGCAGAUCCAGCAGGGAGAGAGUGUCACAGCAAUGGCGACUGUAGGGGAGCGCAGAUCUCUGCCCAGUCCAGAAAUAAUGUUGGGACAGCCCUGGAGCAACUGGGUCGUUGCUGCUAAGCUCCACGGGAACGACGGUGCAGAAUCGGAAGAAAGUUUGAAAGAGUGGGGGGGAAAUCGGGAAGCCAUGCGGCUUUGCAGAGACGACAUGCCCAUAUUUGGACAGUGCCCAGCGCAAGAUGACUUCUAUCUGGUGAUGUGCAGUUGCUGCAGUCAGGUGGUCAAACCACAGGCCUUUCAAGCACAUUACGAGAGAAGACACGGCCCGUCCAGCAAGCUCCCGUCGGCUGCCUUCCCCCUGCCCACACUGGUCUCCCGCCGCAACGGCUCCACACCCCACGCCAAAACCCUCAAACCGGCCAAAGAGAAGCUGCCUGCACACCUCAGGGUGCUACACCACAAAAUCCUCUCUCCGGCAGUGAAAGUGGAGAAGAUCCCUCUGAAGGCGCUGGACGGCCACUCCGCCUCGGCCCCGGCCGCCGUGACCUCCACUCUGAGGCCCAGCCUUAACUGCCCCUCCAUACCAAAGGCCCCCCUCCUGCCCCCCGGCCACGUGCCCAACGGGAAAGCCCCCCUGUCCUCUCUGGAGAAGAGGCAGGAUGACGGCUCCGGCAGCAGGAGACACCUGCACAAGAAGCUGUCGGAGCGUGAAUUUAAUGCAGAUUUCCACUGUGGAGUGUUGGACCUGACGACACGGAAGCCAUGCACAAGAUCGCUAACAUGCAAGACGCAUUCCUUAACCCAGCGGAGGGCCGUCCUGGGGCGGAGGAAGCGAUUCGACGUGCUGUUAGCGGAACACAAGAGCCGAGCGAGGGAGAAGGAGCUGCAGUGUAGCGCGGACCCCUCUCAGCAGGCCCCACCUCUCAGGGACACCACCCCCUCCCCCUCGCCCUCCCCCGUCCCCCACGGCAACAGCACCGCUGACACCAAGCCUUCCGCGCCAAGCAAGCCCAGACCUCACAAUCACAAUCCCUGUCUUCCGCGACCGAACAGCUAUCCCGCACACUUAGGGGGAAACGGUCACGCCCUUGUCCUGCUCCGAGACUCGCCUCUCCAGUCCGCUCCCCCCCCAGACGGGACCUCCCGUCUGUCCAGCGAUGAAGGGGAGAACGAAGAGAGGGAGGAGGGCUCCCACCCUCGGCCUGCUGCUUUUUGCACCUUUGGGAGCCGUCAGUUUGGGAGAAGCUGCUACACGUUCAGCCGACGGUGGGAUCGGGUUCGAAAUGCCCUCAGUGCCAUGGUGGAAAAACACCUCAGCUCUCAGAUGUGGAAGAAAAUCCCGCCCGCCUCGCAGAACUCCACGCCCCACAGGACGAACGGCAACUCCCCGGCCCCGCCCCACCACAGCAGCAGCGGUGGCGGGUUCCUCCCGCCGGCCCCCCCGCCGCUGCCCUCGUCCCCCUACUCUCAGUCCCUGGACAGCAGAGCCGUGCUCUCCUACGGGACCACCCUGAGCGCCAGGCAUGACCGGCCCCCCUACAACAGCGCUCAGCCCAGGCAGGGCCCCUCCUGGCCCCAGGUCCCGUCUCUGGCCUCCAGCCGGCCAGGCCUGAAGACCAGGCCUGGAACGAAGCCCUUCAGGUCCAAGGAGGCCGCGCCCACCACCACCACCAACUCCACUGGCAGCCUGGGCGUGGCCAAGAAGAGGAAGAGCAGCUCGCCAACACACCCCACCGAAUCGUCAUCCUCCUCCUCCUCUUCCUCCGUCUCUCCAGUGCUGAGGAAGAACUGCGUUCUGAACUCCAGGGGCCCGGGGAGUGCCCGCCCGCCCUCGCUCGCGACCCCGCCGCACCAUGGAUCCGCCCUCGGAAUCAGGCUCGACCAAUCGGGGAGGGGCCCUCCGACGGGCAGCCCGGCCGAACCAAUCAAGCGCAUGAGCGUGGUGAUGAACAGCAGCGACUCCACCCUCUCUCUGGGGCCCUUCGUGGCGCACGCGCCAGGCGGCGGCCUCGAGGGGAAGAGGCUCAAAGGGCCGGGGGCCCAGGGCCCCGGGAGGGCCCUCAAAAUGGCCAAGCUCCCAGCGCUCAACAAUGUCCACGGCAAGCAUGGCCAAACCAUCCCAGGGUCACAAGGGCUUCCCCAUAAUGCCUUUAUACAACAGCCCAAGGCACGUCCCUGACGGGGGGUUGUGUGGUUUCCCACAAUUCCGAGCCAAAUAACCACACGGGCUCUCCCCGCCGCUCCAAACCGGAGGAGGCCUUGCCUUGCUGUCCCAUGAUCCUCAGGGGCAGAGACCCGUCGGGACAGAGGCGGUAACCCCGCAGAAUCCCCCAAACAAAGCCAUUUGCUGCGGGCAGCUCGCUGUGACAACGGAGGCCGUACAGAUGGGGUCAUCGUUGCCCGUGUUGCGUGUUGCAGUUGACUGGAUUGGCUGGCUGGUCUUCCUUUAGAAGGCAAAUGUGUUGUGUGACCUCUCACUGCAGCUGUACGGUACAGACUACGGGGCCAUGCAAAAAUACGCACAUACACACACACGCACGCACACACACUUUGGUGAUGAAAUGCUAUCUUCCUUGUAGCACGGAUGCAGAAGCAGGCAAUCUGUGUUUUAGCAGGUCAGGUUCUGCUGAGCUAAGAUUUUAAAGAGGUUCAACCAUCACUUGAAGUCAAGCCUGGGAAAACUGUAGGUAGCUCAAACUAACAGUGAUUACAACUAAUUCCCCAUUUUCUGCUGGGUUUUACGGUUUCAUCUUUUUUUUUUUUUUAUUGCUCAACUUCAACUAUGGAACCGUGUCUGUUUGUCUAUGAACACCAAUCCGCACUUGAAUAGGUUAUUAGAUCAAGUUAUGAAGUUCAGCAGUUAUCCGAACCAACUCCUGCUCAAAGGUUUCCUGACACUUGUGGUGUUUUAAGUGAUUCUUUGUGAUUAUUUAAACAAGGGCAUAUAUAGUUGUGGAAAAUGAAAGCCAUCAAUCCAGAAUUUUAGAUUCCACUUCAGUUUCAUGCCUUUGAUAGUGAUGAGUUGCAGUGCUCAUUCCAGCAGACACACACACACACACACACACACACAUACACAUACACAUACACAGUCACACUUGCUCACUUACACACACAUACACAGGCACACCAUAACACACACGCCCACACUCAGAGACACACACACACACAGCUCUGAAGACCAAACCUAACUAUUGAAAUAAUAAACAUAGGACCACGAUUGCUGUUUUAAUUCAUGUCUGUUCUGAGAAAAACCACAUCUUAGCUAGUUUUUACAAACUUGAUCUAGCAGUGAAUGUCAGGUCAGAUAUGCUAAAUAUGAACAUACCUUUUUUAACUAGCUAAAAGUAAUUGAAGGCCAUUGACUUGUUAUAGAUUGUAUCAUCUGGAAACCAAUGCCACCUUUUGUCAACUACAAGAUAUUACUGUGAAUAGUAUUGCCUAAACAGAACACUAUUAUGUACACAGAUUAUGCAAGUUUGUUUUGUUUCUCUUCCCUGCAGCUGGUAUUGUGUGACUACUGUGCACAGGUCAGGAAUACAUGCAACUGUCCAGUUCAGCUUUACCAUGUGUUUUUGCAAUCCAUCGAGAGCUAAAUUCAUACCUUUGAUAAAGGUCAGCAAAGAAUGCUGUGAAAUAAACAAUACAGGUCAUGAGCUGAACUUGAUGAUAAAAUAAUGUUAGGUAAAUAAUAUUAUCUUGAAUUAAUUGCUCAGAGAAAAAAAGAAAUUGCAGAGCUAAUAUAUUACCAUUAAAGAUUUUUAUCACAAUUAUUCACACCCUAAUAAUUAUUUUAAAAUCCGUCAACAAUAAAUCUGCAUUGAUAGGCUGCCUUUGACUGUUAAUCUCAUUCCUAAGGAACUGUAUUAUAGCCUCCUGUGUUCCCCUGGGGUAUAAAAAUGAGGUAACACAUGUAGUCCAUGGCAGCGUCCAAAAUCAAAUACUAUCUUAUCCUAUUUAGGAUGUCAAAAUAGUAUUAGUAUGUCCGAAAACCAUAGCCGCAUAAAAUGUCGUGCUAAAACCUGGAUGUCAGAUGUCAGGUGAAAUAUAGUGUGUGAACUCUGGACACUAUGCUGGCACGAGUAUCCCACAGUGCACUGCAAUAGGUCACAAAAUGGUGAAUCAUUUGCCAAGUAAGACCUAGAAUUAAAUGCUCUCCCAUUUCCAUGUGAUGAGUUCAGCCUUAAGACGGUGUGUCUGGCUGUGAAAGCCGUAAAACUGACAGGCAAGCAAACGUCCUAGAAAGAAAAGGCUUAAGUCUUAAUUAGUGACAGAUGGGAAACAAGCCUGGGAUAAGUACACCUCUUCUGCCACUUGAAAAAUAUUUUGAGGACUGCUGAAUUUGAAACAUUAAUGGCAAACUCUUAAGGUGGAAGUUCAGCUACUGUAUAUUCAAGCUUCUCUUGCCAUUCCUGUAGAUUUCUCAACCCUAAUGAUGUCUGGCAGUCAAUGUAGCCGCAACGAGUCAGAUUUCUAUCUAUUCCUUUGGCUUUUUCUUCUGCGUAUUACAAAAUAUUGAAGUAUCCCUAUUUCAGAUGGCAUAUUUUGUUAAAUGUACAUAUUUGAAUAUGUAUUUUUGCACAUGCAUUUUUCUUAUCCAUUUUUCCUACAAUUGAUCAGUAUGUAUUUAUUUACAAAAUAAAAUAAUACUUUAAAUUACUUUUAACUCAGUGGUUCACUGCCAAGCCAAUAAUGCAAUACACCUAUUAAAAAAAAAAAAAAAAAAAAACAGAUGGGCAGUCUCAGGUCCUUUAAGGAUGAAACAUAGUCAUGCAAGUGCAACCAAAACGCCUUUUAAAUGGAGGCGGUCCGUGCACCAUGUGUACGGCUGAUUGGUCCUUUUAGACCAAUGAAGUGAAGCCACGUCAAAGCAAAGAAUGUUGAAGGCUGUCCCAGUCACUGGACUUGCUGACCUAGCCCAUCUCUCCCAUCCAUACUUCUGGCCUGUUAACGUUUCAUAAGGGCAACAAAACUUUUAAAGUUGUAGGGAGCAGGGAGAUUAUAUUCCUAAAAUACGAAUAAUUAAUCUACAAUACAGCUGCUUGCAUCAUGGUUGCCAAACCUUUGUGUUAAAACACUGCUUUUAUUGCGAGUUUUACUUUUGCAGCCUUUACAAUAAUUGAACAAAGAAAGUGCCUGAGAAUGCUUUGAGACUGUUUAAUUGUAGCUUCUUAUUUCCCCCCCCCCAAGACUUGAAUGUUUUUAGGAGCUUGCUUUUCCCAUGUCUGCUUCCGGGUCUUAACUGUAGAAUAAAACAGUGUUAGCUAGUGUCGGUGACAAACUCCAGUGAAGAGGACCUGCUCUUGAAAAACUUAAGUGAAUUUUUUUUUAAAUUUGGGUCCUGGUUGAUCUGUUAAAUUGACUACUGUUGAAUUGUAAUUCAAGCCCCCACCCCCCUCCCCAAAUGAAAAUAUUAUGUACUGAACCUGUGUGUUCAUAUGACUGAACACCUGUUGGGUUGAACAACAGCCCACAAUGGAAAGAUUAAUUUUACCUUUAACUUCAGUCUCGACAAUUCUGCCAGUGUUUCGAUGAUAGAACUAAGCAGAGACUCUUCUUCUUCAUUUAGCAUUAUGAAUAUGUAAUGUGAAUUUAUGACAGAAAGCAGCUUGUAAUGGAAUUGUUUUAAAUGCAAACUCCAGCUUAUAAUUGUGUAUAGUUGAUUUUUGUAUACAUAAUCAAAUGCAUUUGAUCAGCUGGACAUGUGUUGGCUGCUAUCUAAUUCAUGAACAAAUGUCAUAGGAUAGAAAUUUUAAAUAUUUAAAAAGAGAUUGUAUAGUAUAUUUGUUUUGUAACAGGUUUCUGUAAAUAAAUAAAAAUAUUUAUACUGUUA